Messenger RNA from Vavraia culicis subsp. floridensis, 1590 nucleotides. RefSeq lists its product as uncharacterized. NCBI's taxonomy places the organism in Eukaryota, Fungi, Microsporidia, Pleistophoridae. The transcript has a single exon. The record is from RefSeq and is a predicted model, not a curated record. The coding region runs from base 29 to 880 and encodes 283 amino acids. Gene Ontology annotation, molecular function: ubiquitin binding.
GCGCGCUAUUUUCACUGCCCAGACAGAAAUGAACCUGCCCGACCCACCAAGCGACACAAUAACCGACAUAAAAGUGCGAGAAGACAAUAUUUACGUUUCUUCGUUCGAUAAAACACUGAGAAUAUACCAAGACGGUCUCCUGUCUCGCACGAUCGCGCACAACCUGCCCAUUUUGAAAGUAGAGUUCUUCAACAGCGAGCCAAUUUUCACUGAUAUUGCCGGUAAUGUCAACACGCACCACCUGUGUAUUAAAACUGAUUGCGGCGGCAUCCAAGGCAUUUCGGUGCACAACAAUGCAAUUAUCGCGGCUGGUUGGAAUAAGAAGCUGCAGAUAAUCCAAAACAACGAAAUACAACGUACAAUAGAACUACAGGAAAAGGUGUAUGCAAUGGACCGAUGCGAUGAUGUCAUCCUUAUGGGCUGUAGCAACAACACAUACAUGCUUGUUGAUAUGAGAAAGCCCGAAAAAAUAAUGAGACGAAGCGUGGCUGGUCCUAUUACCAGCGUGGUACUGAGUGAAUAUGCGAUAAUUGGCAUGCUGAACGGUAAAAUUCGUGUUGAUUCCUCGGUGAUGGGCAGCAGCCGAGCAUCCGACACGUAUACGUUCAACUGCCACCAUAAAUCGAGUGGCAACAAACGAAUAAACUACCCCGUGAACGCCUUGAUACUUGAUGGCACGCUCAUAUCGUGUGGUAGCGAUGGGUCUAUAAACGAAUGGAAUGUUCUCGAUAGAAUGAUGCUAAAGGAAAUAUACCGCUCUGAUUUGAAUGUCUCAGCCAUUGAAAGGUAUAAAAAUAAGAUUGUGGCUGGUUUGAGCUAUAACUACGAGCAGGGUGACAGAGAAAGCUUCAAACCCGAACUUAGAAUCCUGCACAGGUGAUCACGUACAUACGGUUGGAUCUGUCAAAAAUUAUGUUGUUUAAUGAAUGAUGCGUGCUUCUGUGCGUAUUUCUCAGUAAAUUUGGUUUUUCAUCUCACAACCGUGCCAACAAGCAAGUUAUAGCUAUCAAUACGUGCCUGAUGAUCGUUUGGAUCAAGUGCUCUUGAUUGUUCCGUAUUGCUUUCUAAAUGGGAUGCCUUGCUCAAUGUUGACGGAGAGGGAUCGUUUUCAACGAUUGUUGCUUAAAGAGGAUACUUUGCUUGGUGUUGACAUGAAGAAUAAUAAUUUUGACAUUUGCGAUCAUCAAGGAACCUUUACUUGUGCAGCUGCCAUAUACCCAUCCCGCAUCUUGGCAUCUCCAUUGUUACACACCGCUCAUGGCGCCGUAUUCUGGUAAUAAACCGGCACUUGUACAGUUUUGAACUUCACAUUAACCACUAUAGCUUAGAGGGCGUCACCCCGAUUAACAGCUUGACAUUACGCUCUUUAAUUCCUUCAUUGGUAAUUUCCAGCCUGUAGCACUGGUUUUGGCAGUACAGCACUCCGAAUCCCUUUAUAACCGAGCUGUGCCUGUCGUUGCUCAGAAGAUACUUCACAUCCUUUCCUCCCUCCAGGUCCCAAAUCAUUCUGUUAUCGCAGUCAGCAUCAAAUUUAACAUAUUUUGAGCUGUUGCCCGCUAAAGACGUGACACAUUCGAUCACCAGUUCGUU